AUGACCGACGUUCCAACUUUCCAGAAUCUCUCCCUCGAGAGAUUCGACAAUGUCUUCGUUUUGACCAUGCAAAAGCCUCCAGAGAAUCGACUGAACUCUCAGUACUGUCAAGAGAUGAUCCGCGCCUAUCGUACGGCAGAGAGGCUCCUCGGCCCCAAUUCCGAGGGCGCCGUGAUAACACAAGGCCACGAUGCCAAAUUCUGGUGCACUGGACUUGAAUUAGAUGAAUCAGACACCAAUCCAUUCGCCAACACGGAUGGGUUCUACCCGCUAAUCCACACCAUUCUCGAUUUCCCAUUUCCAACCAUCGCUCUCCUGACCGGCCAUACAUUUGGAGGUGCUUGUCCUCUUGCGCUGGCACACGACUAUCGCGUGAUGAAUGCCCGCCGUGGUUUCAUCUCCAUGCCACCGGUGAACCUGGGGCUGCACUUUGAUGGAAUUGGUUCUCUGCCGAGAUUGAAGCUGCGACCACAGGUUGCGCGCAAGAUGCUUCUCGAGGCUCAUCGAUGGACUGGCUCAGAAGCGCUGGAAGAUGGGAUUGUGGAUGCGAUUGCUGAGCCGGAGAAGAUGCUCGAUGUUGCGUUGGAGCUUGGUAAUAAGGUGGCUCCCAAGGCAAAGAUGGGUGUAUAUGCCCUGCUGCGACAUGAGCUUUGGGGAGAUGCAAUCGAGAAAUUCCAGCGGAUUAGUUACGUUCAUGGUCGAAUGACGAGUGCUCCCGCCAAGGCUAAGAUAUAG
Penicillium oxalicum is the source of this 735-nucleotide messenger RNA. Its product is annotated as enoyl-CoA hydratase/isomerase family protein. Gene Ontology annotation, molecular function: enoyl-CoA hydratase activity; delta(3)-delta(2)-enoyl-CoA isomerase activity. NCBI's taxonomy places the organism in Eukaryota, Fungi, Ascomycota, Eurotiomycetes, Eurotiales, Aspergillaceae. Gene Ontology annotation, cellular component: peroxisome. The record is from RefSeq and is a predicted model, not a curated record. Bases 1 to 735 code for a protein of 244 amino acids. Gene Ontology annotation, biological process: fatty acid beta-oxidation. The transcript is spliced from 4 exons.